Molecule: messenger RNA, 5222 nt
Organism: Gaeumannomyces tritici R3-111a-1
Lineage: Eukaryota; Fungi; Ascomycota; Sordariomycetes; Magnaporthales; Magnaporthaceae
Product: transcription termination factor 2
Exons: 2
Coding region: 458-3967 (1169 amino acids)
Molecular function (GO): ATP binding; ATP-dependent chromatin remodeler activity; metal ion binding
Source: RefSeq, a predicted model, not a curated record
AGUAGAGAUCCCGUCCGACCUUCGCUUCACCGCGCCUGCACUCUCCAACUCUCGGUUGGAUCUGCAGGCAGUAGGUCGGUCGCGGUAGUGAGUGCAGCGCAAUCAACGCGCGCGCGCGCACACGAAGACGAACCAAGCCGCCUCCCGCCAUCGCCGCCGCCGCCGCCGCCUUUGUCUUCUCGUCCCGUCCCCGCCACUGCAUCCGUUGCAUCCACAACUAACACUACUGACCCCUCCAAACAACCACCACUUUCUCCUGCUCCUCCAAACCACCUCCUCUGAACCACAACCACCACCGCGCCCGCCCACGAGCUACCUCCAAACUCCCUCGAUGAACCCUGUGUCCGCAUCGAUCCACCCUCCUUCCUCGGUCAUGCUGCCUCCAGCACCAUCUUCCUGAUCUCUGGUCCUCUGCACGUCACCGCCAGCUCUCGGCCCUCCGGGAAUUGCCGGCACGAUGGCUUCAAACGGUACCUUCCCUCCUCUUUGUCUGCUCCCUCCCUCUCCCCCUCCCUCGCUCCGCAAGCGCUCCCGGUCAGAGGGCGAACUCCAAGACCUCGUCUGUGCCGCGCCCGUCUCGAGUCCCGAGAACGCCGACCUUGGCAGCCAAGCUCACACGUUUGCCUCUCCGCAACAAGGCCGACCGACCGCCAGCCAUGUGCAGCCUCACCUCGCCCAACCCGCAUGGGACCCUAGGCUCCUGCUCAACCCCAGGGCUGCCUCGCUGCCUAUCAAUCCCGCCGCCCACCGACAUGUCGCUGCCUUCUCGAGAAGGGCUGCUGCCCCCGCCGACCCUGCAGCCAACCAGGUCUUCCAAUUCUCCAGUCCCAGUCCUGCUGUGCACCUGGCCGAAGCCGAGGAGCAGCCCGCUAUCUCCCCACACAGCCUCGAGCAGCCCCUGCACCCCACCAAUGGCGUCGGUGCCAUGAUCGAGCGCAUCAACAACGUGGAGAGCCGCGCUUUCGUUCCUGAGCCAAAGCGGCGCAAACUCGAACCAAGCCCCCAGCCGAUGGCCUCCUCCAGCCGUGGCAGCAGCGGGAUGUUGGGUGGAUAUAUCAAGGAACAAAAGACUGGAGAGGUCAGCGGUGGUGGUCUUGUAAAGGCACCCCAGACUGUUGACCUGACCGAAAAUGCCGACGGCGAAGUUGUCGUGCUCAAGCCUGGACUCCAAGAGGUCUGCUAUGGAACGUUGGAAACAGCCUCUGUCAACUGCCACAGCGUUCCUGCCCCUCGGCCUGGAGGUCUUAAUCUCGCUUCUGCCGGGUACUGGCCGCCCAUCAAGGCGAUCCUCAGACGCAAGGUUAAUGAUCCCACAACCACCGUCCAGGUCUACGACCAUACGCGAGAGGUUUUUGGGACUGUCGACCACAGGAUCUCGGCAGCGCUUGCCAGGUUGUUGGAUGCCCCAACCGUCCAACUUCGGACCGAGUCCCGCAUCCCGUCGCGCAAGAGACAGCCGGAUGAGGUUAUCGGCCAACCCAUCUCGCGUGCCUAUAGAUUGGAGAUCACUCUCUUUGGCCGACGCGCACUCGCAGAUGGAGUGGGCAAGGUCCUCAAGGAGAACAGGCUGCGGCUUAUCAAUCCAACCAUUGUUCCUCGCGGCAUCCCUGUCGUCAACCCCCAUGCCAACGACCCCCCUCCGACGACUGUACCCAAGCCCGUCGCCUCCCAGGCCACGUACACGACGCCCGUGUCCAUGCAGAAAACUUUGGAUGAAAUCCGGCACGACGCCAUGAGUGUGUUCGACACGCUGUCCCAAUCUGAGGAGCUGCCCGAAAUGGAGCCCGGACCGCUCAUCAUGACGGAGUUGUUGCCCCAUCAGAAACAGGGUCUCUUCUUCAUGACCGCCCGGGAGAAUCCGGAUGGGAGCGCAGCGCAGCGUGCGCAUAUUCGUACUCUAUGGCAGAAGAGGCAAGUCCACGGAGGCCAUGUUGAGUAUCUCAACCUCGUCACGCAGCACACGGAGCCCUCUCGCCCCAAGGAGACCCUCGGCGGGAUUCUUGCAGAUAUGAUGGGCCUCGGCAAGACGCUCUCUAUCCUGUCGCUGGUAGCGUCGUCGUUGGAUAAGGCGGAGGAAUGGGCCGACAAGGAGCCAGAGCAGCCUCUAGCCCACAAGAACAAGAAAUCCUCCUCCAGCAAGUUCAGCGCUCCUUUGCCGGAACCUCUGGGGCUGACUCGGUUGUCGAUAAACGCCAAGACGACGUUGCUGGUGUGCCCGCUCAGCACCAUCACGAACUGGGAAGAGCAGUUAAAGCAGCACAUCAAGCCGAAGGGCCUCAGCUACUACAUCUAUCAUGGCCAGAACCGCAUCACUGACCCCAUUCAGCUUGCCGCAUACGAUCUUGUCCUCACGACUUAUGGAUCUGUCUCGAGCGAACUGACGGCCAGGAACAAACGCAAGGUCAAGCAGUUCCCCCUCGAGGAGAUUGGCUGGUUCCGCAUCGUUCUCGACGAAGCCCACAUGAUCCGAGAGCAAGGAACGCUGCAGUUCAAGGCGGCUUGUCGCUUGCAGGCCAGUCGGAGGUGGGCCGUGACGGGAACCCCUGUCCAGAACCGCCUUGACGACCUGGCGGCCCUGCUGGCUUUCCUCCGUCUCAAGCCGUUUGACGACCGCGGCCGCUUCAACCAGCACAUUGUGACACCCUUCAAGAUGGCCGACCCUGAGAUCAUCCCAAAGCUCCGGCUGUUGGUGGAUACAGUCACUCUCCGGCGCCUCAAGGACAAGAUCCAACUGCCGUCGCGGACCGAUGAGGUGAUCAAGUUGACCUUCUCGCCCGACGAACAGCGACUCUAUGAUAUGUUCGCCAAGAACGCCAAGGAUCGCGUCCAAGCCCUCACGGGCAGCAGGGAACGUAUUCUAGGCGGAAAGACAUACAUACACAUUCUGCAAUCCAUCCUGCGUCUCCGACUCAUCUGCGCUCACGGCGCCGAACUUCUUAGCGACGAGGACCUCAAGACGGUCCAGGGAAUGACCCAGGAGUCUGCCAUCGACCUCGACAGCGAUGAGGAGUCAGACAAGCCGACGCUGACAGCGGCCAAGGCUCACUCCAUGUUCCAUUUGAUGAAACAGACCAACAGCGAAAACUGCGUUAUGUGCCAGAGAAAGCCCGGGUCCAACGAUGGGGCUGACAUGGAGUCUGAGCGGCAGGAAGACGUCAUCGGCUUCAUGACGCCCUGUUUCCAUAUCUAUUGCCUCAAGUGCAUCAGGCAGUGGCGAGACGAGGAUCAAGGCUUCUCGCACAAUAGCAAUAAGGUUGGCGCCUGUCCCAUCUGCCACGACCAGAUCAAGUUUGCCGCCACGGAGCUGCGCCGUGCACACAUCGAGGCUCAAGACGAGGAUACCUUGCGCACCAACGCUGUUGCUAUGAACCGCGGCCGGGGUGGCGGCAAGAAGUUUGAGAACUACAGCGGCCCACACACAAAGACGAUUGCUUUGGUUGAGGAGCUCCUCAGCGCCCGCAAGGAUAGCCAGCUGAUGCCUGACGAGCCCCCCAUCAAGUCGGUCAUCUUCUCUGGUUGGACGUCGCACCUGGACCUGAUCGAGAUCGCACUAGACGCUGCCGGCAUCAAACACACACGAUUAGAUGGCAAAAUGUCCCGUACACAACGUACGCAGGCCAUGGACGUCUUUCGCGACGAUACCUCAGUUGAGGUCAUCCUGGUGUCCAUUAUGGCAGGUGGGCUGGGUCUGAAUCUGACAGCGGGCAGCCGCGUCUUUGUCAUGGAGCCCCAGUACAACCCGGCGGCCGAGGCCCAGGCUGUCGACCGCGUGCACCGCCUCGGCCAGAAGCGGGCGGUGAAGACGGUGCGUUACAUAAUGAAAGACAGCUUCGAGGAGCAGAUGGUCGCGCUGCAGGAGAAGAAGAUCAAGCUCGCGAACCUAUCCAUGGACCGCGACGUCACCAACCUCGACAAGCGCGAGGCAGCAAGGCAGCGUCUCAUGGAUCUCAAGGAUCUCUUCAAAUAAGCCGCUUCUGCCGUUUAUUUCUUUUUUUCUUCUGCUUUGGUUCUUUUUCUAUCUUGCCUCACGCACAACGACGCAUUUAUGAUACCCUCGCGGCAUUUCCAUAUCCUCAAACUCCAUGGUCCCAUUUUUCGCACACAUAUCGUGCCUUUUUUUUUAUUCUUAUUUUUCUCCAAGUCUCACAGCUUCCAACUCCAUCGAAGCUAGCAGCAUCAGCAUCACCAUGCUUCACACUUCGUGCUACAACAUCUCUGCCGGGGCGGUCAUCUUGCGCAUUUUAUCUCUUUGUUUCGGGCACUUCAGGACCCCGGGCAUGGCCGGCUGGUAUUGAGCUGCAUUUCCAACACAGAAGCGAGCAUGGCGGCGAAUUGCCACGACACACUGUUAGGGCCCGGGUACCUACCCAGCUAGUCGCCAGCUAACACGUUUGCUUCGUGGCGCCUGGCGGAGCGGUACCGGGCGCACCAGAGACGCGAGAUGGCAAGGUCUUGGGCGGAACGGAGUAUUCUGGCUUUGCGAUAGACGGCAGCAUGGCAGCCUGCGAGCUCCAGGAAGACACAUACGACUCGCAGUGGGCAUCAAAUGGUAGCGGCGUUGGGCAUGGGCGCCCUGGAACAUGCUUUUCCCUUCCUUUUCCACCAAUGGGGCGUGGGCUCUCUGCUUUUUUUUUUGUUUGCUCAUGCAUUGUUUAAAUCGAUGCCCAUCUCUUGAUUUGGACAGGUCACGACUUGGGGGGCGGGCGGCUGCAUUCAUGGAAGGCUCAUCUGGCUUCUCGAGUUUUCUCGCACAUGUUUCUUUGCUUCUCAUCCAUGCGCGCGCACAAGCACGCGAGCGGUUUUCUUCCCCUAAUCCACCAUCUUCUUUGGCAACAACUUGCUAUCCCAUAUUGCGAGCUCAGGUAGUAAGUUUGCAGGUGGGUGGACAGCAAAGACGGAUCAACUGACCUCAUUUCACCAUUCAUGGUUCCAAUUCACAAUCGCAGCUACUCACUACACGAGCAAUGAUGCGGGAGAAGAUUACAUCUGAAAAGUGAUCAGAAAUUUCAAAUGGCGCCUGAUCCGAUGGCGUUGGGAGUCAGUCUAUAGAUGAGUAUGUACAGCGGGUGUCAAUGAACAAAUAGCAGGGCCUUGCUUGCACAAGGACCCCCGGAGCACCAGUAUUUUGUUCUUAACGUCGUGAAUUUUGGGUGCUUAUCAAUAGCGCCCAUCAACAUCAUUCUUAAAGGAAAUACAAAAGCAGUCGCCAGAGUCCAGUGUCC